AUGAACUCAAAUUAAAAUUUGAUCUUAAGAGUUACCUUUGGAGAGGUAAAACAAAAAUUAAGUAUUGAUGAUCCUUAAAAACUGAUCAAUGACUUAAAAAAUUAAAUAUGUAAGAACUUUUUAGAGAAUGGAAUUAAUAUUGAUUAGAAUUAAGUGUUGCUUUAAGAUGAAGAAGGAUAUAUUUUAAAUGAAAGCGAAACAAUUGGAAAUUUACUGAAGACAAAUGAUAUAGUAAAGGUAGUGUAAUAGGAAUCAAAAUAAAAUAUAGUAAAUCAGUAACAACAGCAACAAAUAGUAGCUUAAGAUGACUAAUAAGAAUAAUUAUAGUAAGAUUUCAAUUAAAAUAAUGACCCUGUUGAGGCUAUUGUUGUAUUAUUUGAUACUUCUGGAUCAAUGGGCUCAAAGUACUUUAAUGAAAGUGAACUAUCUAGAAUUGGAGCUGUUAAUGCGUUUUUCUCAGCCUUUGCAGAUAAAACUUUGGCUUUCGAAUUCAAUCAUAUUGUAAAACUUGUAUGGUUUGAAUCUUUUAUAGCAGAUAAAUGUGACUUCACAAACGAUUUUAAUAAUUUCAUUAAAUUAGUCGAUGAUGCAUCCCCAGGAGGCGGAACUAAAUGUUAUGAUGCAAUAGCCUAUGCAAUUGAAUAGUUGAAAGAAAUCAAAAAAAAAUAUCCAAAUAUUAUCUUAAGAAUAAUUGCAUUAACUGAUGGAGAGGAUAAUUAAUCAAAAGAAAAUCCUUAAAGUUUAGUUACCAGAAUAUUUGAAAAUUAGAUUAUAAUAGAUUCCUUCGUUGUAAGUAAUGAUUGUGUUGGUUUAAAAACUUUGACUCACGCAACCAAUGGUAGAUGCUAUUGUCCUUAAACAUUGGCUGAAGGCAUGUCUUUAUUUGAAAUAGAAAGCAUAUUAAGCAUAAGCCAUAGAGAAUAAAAGGAGUAUCCAAAAGAACUUCAAGAUUUAAAUUCAUUGAAAAAUAAACCUUUUGAUACUGAUGGAAUGAAAGUUGUAUCUAUGGAUGUCUAAAAAACUGCAGUUAUGAAAAAAGAAGAAAUUUUAAAGAAAAUAUCACAAAUGCAAAACGCACCUUAAAAUUCUAGCACAACCAAUUAGGGUUUAAAUAACACAGCAAGAAUAUUAAAAGAACUCCAAGAAGUUACAGCAUAGGGCGAUAAAUUGAAUUUUAAAUGUUAUCCCACCGCUGAUGAUAUCAAAACAUGGAAGAUCUUAAUAUAUGGUCCUAAAGGCACCGUUUAUGAAGGUGGAUUAUACAUUUUAAGCUACGUUUUUCCUCAAAAUUACCCUUUCAGACCUCCAAAAGUGUAGUUUAUCACUAAAUUAUAUCAUCCAAAUGUCAGCAGAGGUGGAUCACUUUGUUUAGAUGUUUUAAAUAAUUCCUGGAGUCCUGCACUCACAACUACAAAAGUACUUGAUGCAGUUUCAGUAAUGCUUUAAAAUCCUAAUGCUGAUGAUGCUUUGGAUUGUAAUAUAGCUGCAAUUUAUAAGCAUGAACCAGAGUUGUUUAAAUAAAACGCCUUAAAAGAGAAAUUAGAAGCUGCUUCUCCAUCUGAGGACAAUCUAUUAGCCAAUAUUUUGGGAGCAGUUGAUGUUAACUCCCAAGAGUAUAUAGAUACAAAGAAAGAAUUAUAAACCUGGUUGGAAUAUUAAAAAUCAAAUUGA
Molecule: messenger RNA, 1671 nt
Organism: Paramecium octaurelia
Lineage: Eukaryota; Ciliophora; Oligohymenophorea; Peniculida; Parameciidae
Source: the annotation of a GenBank genome assembly